AUGGCGAUCAUGAGGUUGCAGUUUGAGGAGUCCCCUCCGGAGCGCGCCUCAUCGCAGCCUAUGCCCAUUAAUGGGAAGGCGGCUGAACCCCACGUCAGCUCGGACGGCGUCCACUCAUGCGCCGCCAGCUGGCGCCAGCUGGCGUGUAAUGGGCUGAGCCUGCAUCAGCGGAUUGUGGGGGGGGCGCAACGGAUGCCUCCAAAGCUGAACCUGGAUGCCACAACGGAGGGUGAGGGGAGUGCUCUAGAUGGGGGUGACGACAUCAUGGGGGUUGGCAGGGGGGGGGGCAAAGAUCAGCUGAUGGCUGAGGCGCUGGGCUGCCUCAAUGGAACGGUGCCUGUAGAGGUCUGGCCGGACGGACAAAAGUGCCUGGCUUUCGAGACGCUCGGGGCGCCCCCAGGCGCUGAGGGGGAAGUUUGCUGCGAGCUGUGCGGGCGCACCCAUCCGGCGCGCCAGCUGGCAGCCCACAUCCUGCGGCAGUGCGCGAACGUCGACGUGGCGUGCCCGAAGCCGAACUGCGGAUGGAAGGGCCGCCGGAUGUUCCUCAAGACGCACCUGAGCGAGGUCUGCGCCUUUGUCGUCGUCCCGUGCUCCUUCGCCGCCAGCGGUUGCCCCGCGCGCGUGCCACGUGGCAAGCUGAAGAGCCACCUCAUUGAAGACAUCGGAAAUCACUUGCUUCUGGUCGCCCACGAGAACUCGCAGCUGCGCGCGCGCCUUCACAGGAUGGGUUCCGCCCAAACCCUGCUCCAAACCCGCGUCGAUAACCUCGAGACAGUGGUCCUGGUCGACCACGAGGAGGACGACGCCGCGGACGCUGCCGCGUCUGAAGGCUCGUCAGCAUGA
Molecule: messenger RNA, 843 nt
Organism: Klebsormidium nitens
Lineage: Eukaryota; Viridiplantae; Streptophyta; Klebsormidiophyceae; Klebsormidiales; Klebsormidiaceae
Source: the annotation of a GenBank genome assembly